UCGCGCCGAGCCGAGCCGAAACCUUCGACGGCACCGUCAGUAGGCCUGCCGCAACGCAGCAGUGAGCGCGCCUUCUACCUUGAGCAGGGGCUCGCGUUUCCCGGCGGACCGUUUCGAUCGGUUGGGGAAACGCCGACUGUCGAACCGAUUGCCGUUCUUCCGCAGGUACGAGAUCCGGGACGCCGAUCUCGGAGAUCGAUUCGCGUGCGACAGGUGAAAGUGUGACCGUUCACGAGGUGGACGGACGACCGCCCUCGCGCGGUGGUCCGUGUUCUCCUCUCUCCUCCCAGAGAAAACUCGACAAUUCGCCAGCGUCGGCCACUGACCCGGGGAUUGCGAUCUGGCAUCACUGAAUCAUCGAGGACGGGGGAGCAUUCUCCCCCCUCCCGAGAAGAGACAGAACGUAUUUUCGCGCGACAAGAUAGAUAGACAGGAUAUAACACCUGGGAGAAACGAAUCCUCUUCCUUCCAGGUGAUCGACAAUUUUCCCGUCAGUACCUGAAACCGCGUUUCGAACAUCGACUUGAUAGAACUCCGUCGGUCGUGCACUGGAGAUGCCAACGCUCCGGCGUUUGCCGCCUGAACGCCCUUAUCUUCUCGCGGCGACUACGUUCACGCUGUAAUUACUAUUGAGAGCGGCGGGGCCGCUAUAUAUGAAUUUUGCGGGGGACGAAGGAUGCACGAGGGCGGUAAUCCCGAUAUAUCAAGGUGCAAACGGGUAAAAAUGUUUUUCGUGCGCGGGGCACGGCGGCGCGUUAACUGCGCCCGUUAACGCUCCAAGUGGCCGGCGCGAUCGACAUCCCACGUACGGACGAGCGGAGUCAUCGAGUCAGCCUAUCGAUUUUUCCGCGUCUCCCACGUUCUCGAAAACAUCAUUACGUCAUUACGCCGCCGAGCAAUGACGGAGGAGAGAGAGAGAGAGAGAGAGAGAGAGAGAGAGAGAGAGAGAGAGAGAGACGUGGGACGGCUCGUACGUUUCGCGCGCGCGUGUGAGACCUAGUGGUGUAUGAAGUGAACGCUAAUAGACUGUGCAAGGAUGUACAAUUACCCGAUCGAGUAACCCCGUUAGACGACGACGACGACGACGACGACGACGACGACGACGACGACUGGAGCUUGCGUGCAUAAAUAACGCGCGUAAUCGCGCGCGGAGCCCUUAAGAAGCCGCCGCGACUUACUUGUAAUCCGCAGUUCUACGCCGAGAAUCCAGCAGUGGCGAAGUGCCUCUCGCGCGCCUCUCCGUCAACUGCACUUAAAGCCUCCUCUUAAAGCGCAGGUCGGGAGCCCCUGGCUGGCCGUCACUCUCGCUCGUUACUCGUUGUGUAUAUCGGACGUUUUAACGGAGAACGGGGGAAGGGCGGGGGAGGGUCGCCGCCGGUGAAAAUCGGCCGCGGAGGGACCGGCUCGCGCGCCUCCGGGGGUUCAGGAUCGAUGCGCGACGAAUCCCCCGUCUUCCGCGUCUCAUGACGAGAUGCGCCCGUUAGGACCGAGAUUCCGGAUGACCUGACGGAUCAUCGACAGGGAGAACGCUCGUCUCAUUGAAAGUUAUCAGCCGCGUCGGCUCCCGCUUAAGCACGGGAUUUAAGGACGGUGUAUCCACCACUACGAGGCGGAGGCGGAAGAGAAGGAGGAGGAGGAGGAGGCAGUAAGGAUUCAUCUCUCUUACAAUGGAGAGGACGCUUUUGCUGAUGAGCUUGCUGGCUCGGCUCGUCGUGGCGGAAGUUCUGCUCGGCGAUGUUGACGAGCCACUGCCUAUAUCAGACGUUAGCGCAGUGGCCGGUUUCAAAGCUCAGAUACCUUGCGACAUCGAUCCACCGGUUAAAGACGAGACGGUCAUCAUGGUAUUUUGGUACAAAGAUGAAAAGGACGGCGAACCGAUAUACAGCAUGGAUGCUCGGGGGAGGCAGAUAGCACAGGCAAGGCUUUGGUCGGAUCCGUACGUGUUCGCUGAAAGGGCGGUUAUGAAGACGGACGUAAAGCCCGCCGAGCUGGAGAUAGAUCCUUUGGAGUCUACGGACGGUGGUGUAUACAGAUGCAGAGUGGAUUUUAAGAAUAGUCCCACGAAGAAUCAGAAGAUUAAUCUUACGGUCAUAGUGCCGCCGAAAAAGCCGUUGAUAUAUACCGGCGCUAGCAGAAGCCUGGCUAAAAUACUGCAACCGUUUAACGAGGGAAGUGAGAUGUCCCUGUUGUGCGAGGUGAUCGGUGGUUCACCUCCGCCGAGAGUUACAUGGUAUUUCAACGACAAAGUCCUGGACGAUACGUAUACGCAGGAGCACAAUGAUAUAACGAUAAAUCGUCUGGAUAUCCCGAGAGUCACCAGGGACUUUCUGAGGACGAGGCUAAUUUGCAAGGCGAGCAACACUCAGCUUAUGACGCCGCUGACCUCCGAGGUCAUUUUGGAUGUGAACCUGAAGCCGCUCGUGGUCAACAUUACGAAUAAGAGAUUUCAUUUGUCGGCAUUAAGAACUUACGAGAUCGAGUGUGUCAGUUCGGGUUCGAGACCGGAGGCGGUGAUCACCUGGUGGAAAGGGACGCAUCAAGUCAAGCACAUGGCUAGAAAUUUCGCAGACAGUCCGAACGUCACGAGAAGUGUGCUGAGCUACGUGCCGACCAUCGAGGACGAUGGGAAAUUUCUGACGUGCAGAGCGGAAAAUCCCGCGGUGCCUAACAGUGCCUUGGAGGACAAAUGGCAUUUACUGGUGUAUUACACACCGGUGGUGAGUAUUAAGUUGGGUUCCAGUUUGAAGGCGAACGAUAUAAACGAGGGCGACGACGUCUACUUUGAGUGCGACGUACGAGCCAAUCCAAAGUCUUACAAGCUACUUUGGUUCAAAGACGGCAAGGAAUUGCAUCAGAACGCCACCGCGGGGAUUAUUCUUCCCGGUGGGCAAUCCCUGGUAUUGCAGAGCGUGACGAAAAGCUCCGCCGGGGAAUAUUCCUGCAUGGCAGCCAAUGUCGAAGGAAAAUCCAUGAGCCGACCGGUAACCCUAGAAGUGAUGUACGCACCGAUCUGCAAGGACGGCUCUUCCACCCAAGUGGUCGGCGCCUUGAAGCACGAAACGAUCUCGCUGGUCUGCGGCGUACAGUCGAAACCGCCGCCCACGACCUUCCACUGGACGUUCAACAACUCCGGGGAGUUGAUGAGCGUACCGGCCACGAGGUACGCGCAGGUCAAACCGCUUAGCCUGAUCACGACUCACUGGCACGGUUCCAGACUGAAUUACACACCGGAGAACGACAUGGACUACGGUACUGUCGCCUGCUGGGCGAGAAAUCGGAUAGGGGUGCAGAGGACGCCCUGUCUCUUUCAGAUCAUCGUCGCCGGGAAACCCUAUCCCCUGCAGAACUGCACGGCCCUCCAGUCGACCGGACCCUACGCAUACCGAAUGGGUCACGAAGACUUUAAAGCCACCGACUCGAGGGACGCGGACUGGCUGAUCGUCAGGUGCUCCGAGGGAUUCGACGGUGGUUUGCCCUUGACUAAUUACGAGCUAGAGGUCUACAGCGAGGAGAACGUUUAUCAUGUCAAUACCAUCUACCUGAACCACACCGAUAGAUCCGGCUCAUCCGGUCCAGUUUUCGAAGUCCCCGGCUUAGAGCCCGGACGGAAUUACAGGCUUCAUCUUUAUGCCGUCAACGCGAAGGGUCGGAGCGACCCCGUUGUUCUCGAGCCGGUCACGCUCAAAGGAGUAGCUAUGUACACCACCGGUAGGAGAGCGAGAACGAGAGAUGAAGGAACACGCGUGGCGAGCGAGCGGAUGGCGGAGGCCACCACCACUACUACCACCCUGGGGAUGGGAGACGGUUCUGCGGGGGAAUGGUAGCGAUGCAGGUGCGGGAAGUGGAGAGGCACGCAAGAGAGGUGGCGAACGAACACGUGUGCGCGACACGUUGCCCCGUGUGGUACUCACCACCAUCCACAUUUCACCCCCGGUCCCUCUCAUGCAUUCAUUAUUUUCUCGUCGACGCAGACGACGACGACGACGACAACGGUGGCAGUGACGACGACGACAGCGACGGUGACGACGACGACGACGAGAACCGUGUCUGCUAUCUGCGUACGGAUCCCUUUUCCCCUCGUUCCAUCUGCUUCCCUCCCUCUUCUUCGCGCUCUUCUCUACGUCGCUUCUAAAUUAUUUUAAACCGUUGUUCCGCUGCAAUAUGACGACCACCAAGUCUGGGAAAAAAAUGUGCGCGCAGAUGUCACCGCUCUUUUGUAUGUACCGCUGUCGAAAGCACGGCGCAGAUAUAUAUUCACUUGAAGAAUCGCCGUGAGAGAAAGAGACGCACGACGACCUUUGGCAAGAAUUGGUGGCGUUUCCGGCAGCGAGUGUUUUGACAUUUGAUAAAAAAAAAAAACCAGGAGCAAAAAAGAGUUGACAGGUGACAUUUUGUGAAAGCGACAUUUAAUGACGCUGUGCCCCCUUUUUUGUCGAAAAAAAAAAAGAGCUCGCUCGGUUGGUACACGAUCAAAUUAUCACCCUGAGUCAUAAAUGAUUUUAGCACCUUUUAAGACCAUCUUUUCUGAAGUAACAGAAUUGUCUGUUACUUUUCUCGGAAAAGAACAUUUACGUCAGUUAUUCUAAAAUUUAGCGAUAAAAAUAAUUAAGUAGCCACCAUUUAAUAAAGUUAAUUAAUCAAUUGUGUGAAAAUGAGAAUCGAUUUCUAAAAAUAAUUAAAAAAAAACCAGUUUCGUUAAAGCAUCCAUUUAGCUAUAUACAGAUCUAUUAAUACAUAACGCUUUAUUGCGCAGAGGUGAGGAAUGCACGGCUCGCAAGUAAUAAUUAUCUACUAGCCCGCUCGCAUUGUUGCUUACCCGUCCAGCUGGAGAGAAUUACAAGAGCGGUGAAAAGACGCAAAAGAACUACCCGGAACGAAGGCAUAAUCGUCUAACACGUGCAAAACCCUGUGCGCGCGCGGAAGAGAUAAAAUUGAAUUUCAAAGAACAUAACGCACACGGUACACACACAGACGGUAACCCACGUUCGCGGCUUUUACGUCGCUUUUUAUGUAUCGCGGAAACUUUCACCCGCGUGCUUUUCUUUCCGGGCGACCAGCGAGCGAAGAAGCCGUCCCCGCGAGCGUGUUUAAUUCUCCCGCGUGUACUGCCGCUACUAUACAAUGUCUCGCGACCGCUACUAACUGUCAACAUCAAAGGACCUUAAUUACGGUUUAAAAAAAAUCUAAUGCGCUCGCUCGCGACGCUGUCGCAAUAAGGUCUCGCGCGGAUGGACGUGGAGUAGCCCGCGGGGUAGCGCAGCGGCCGUAAGGAAGCCCCACGUGGACGGAGAACGGUGGUAGACGUACGCGGACGCGCGCUCCCGACUCCAGAUAAGACCAUAGUUCUUCCGAGUUGAACCGUCGUAAGCGCGGAACUAAAAGUUCCUCCUGAUAUCAGUCGCUUCGCUACGCUACGCGGAAAGUAAGAUACGUUGCUGCCUCUCACUUCGUUUCCCCCUUUCCUCCCCUUUCGCCCUUCCGACUUCCUGUCUCCCGACUCCUCUCUCUUCUCCAACCCUUAGCAGUUACUGAUCUCUUUCCAGACCCGGUUUCAAUCUCCCCCCUCCCCCCGCCACCCUCCUGCCGGCCGCGUCCCGUUUCUCUCCCGGUAACUUCAGAACGCCCGGAGAGUUCGGUAUAAGUUAUUUUAUUAAAUCCACGCCCCCGGGAACGGGUGGUAUCGAGAUCUUUUGGAAAGGUCGGCCGUAGAGAGAAAACUAGGCGUAAUGAAACGGUGUCUACGACGAGAGAAGCGUGACGCCGUGCGCGGACAGCGAGGGGAAAAAAGAUCAGAACCCGAUCCUUUCCAUGCUCCGCGCCGGACCGGACCGAAAUAACGAGGACCUACCUGUAGGCGGUCUAGCUCGUUCAUUCUCGAUACCGAGAAAUGGAUAUCGCCGUGGAAUCGGCAGGUAUCCCUGGGCUAAAAUUAAAGUUUCGUUCGGCCCGCGGAGGGUCGAAACUCGUAGAAAGUCUCAGUAGAAAGGGUUCCACGGUAAUUAGCCGCGCCUAAAGGGCUUGGGUCAAGGUCGCCUCGCACGCAUCCGGGUGUCCGCGUAGAAAGAGAGAGAGAGAGAGAGAUAGAGAGAGCCAGAGAGGAAGCGCGUCACUGACGGUCAGCCUCGAGAGAAAAAAAAUGUGUAGGCGAUAAUAAAAAUAUAAAGGUAUAAUACGGGAAAGUCGCUAUUUACAGAGACCGAGCGCGCAAUUCCUGAAGCGUUCGUGACGCGAGCGUAUCCGAUAACGCGCGGAAAAAAAUUAAGCCCUACAGUGCAUUAUUGCCAGUGAGAUUGCACCGUCGGUGUGCGGUCUGAGACGAAGAAAAAUACUCCCCGACCAAUAUCAAGCUCGUCCGCGCGAAUACAAGGGGGAAAACCUCGUCGUUGCAUCAUAUGUGCAGUAACGUGUGUCACGAUCAUAAUGGUCCGCGGUGAAUUCAGCGUCUUCCAACCGGAAAUCGCUUCUCCGUAUCCGCGAACAUUCAGUUACGAAAGCCGGGAUUUUGCGCCAGCCGGCUAUAACGGUUCGGAAUAAACAGACCGAGCUAUGUGCACGGUCUCGACGUAUAGAUCGUAAUAUCGGGCUAAGAUUAAAAA
Molecule: messenger RNA, 6596 nt
Organism: Monomorium pharaonis (pharaoh ant)
Lineage: Eukaryota; Metazoa; Arthropoda; Insecta; Hymenoptera; Formicidae
Product: hemicentin-2
Exons: 9
Coding region: 1668-3824 (718 amino acids)
Molecular function (GO): protein binding
Source: RefSeq, a predicted model, not a curated record